Zerene cesonia (dogface butterfly) is the source of this 515-nucleotide messenger RNA. It is a transcript of the gene ND-B12, whose product is annotated as NADH dehydrogenase [ubiquinone] 1 beta subcomplex subunit 3. The record is from RefSeq and is a predicted model, not a curated record. Lineage: Eukaryota; Metazoa; Arthropoda; Insecta; Lepidoptera; Pieridae. Gene Ontology annotation, biological process: electron transport chain; mitochondrial respiratory chain complex I assembly. Gene Ontology annotation, cellular component: mitochondrion. Bases 164 to 466 code for a protein of 100 amino acids. The transcript has 3 exons.
AAUUCAUAUUGACAGUCAUAAAUAACAAAUGUCAAUUUCAUAUUAAAACUGAAUUCUGAAAGUACUUGACAAGAAGUACUUUUCUUUAUUCAAAAAGCAAAUAAUUUCUAAACAGAAACAUCUGAUAGAACCUUCGUAGUAUCUGAGUAAAAAGUAUUUAAAGAUGGGCGGCGACAGCCAUGGCCACGGACCACCGUACACCAUCCCUCAUUAUUCACAGUUCCAGAUAAAGGGUAUUCCUGAGCUUGAGGAAGUGCAAAAAGAACUCGCUAAAAGAGGCUUAAAGGAUCCUUGGCUGAGAAAUGAAGCCUGGAGAUAUCACCCUGGCUUUGGGACUCGCUGGUUUAAGGCUCGCAAAUUUUUCUUCCGAGGCCUGCCCAUUGGUAUCGGGCUCACCGUUGCCACUGUCGCCUAUGACAAGCUCAUUGGUGGAGACCAGCAUGGUCAUGGCCAUGCUGAACAUUAGAUUGUGUACUUUCAAGUGUGUUAGUUAAAUAAAAAUCAAUUAUUUGGAA